AUGAACAGUAAUGAUGACCUGAUUGAGGCAUUCGUAAAUGAAACAUGCACUCCAUGUAACACUGCAGUUGUUUUUCGUAAAGGACAGCAGUGGCAUUAUAACAAUUCACUGCAGUAUUAUUACGACUGUAAAAAGAAAGAAAACACAGUACCGCAAAGUUGUGCUUCCAAUUCUUCUGAUAAAGUAGAUUCGGAUGUGGAGGAGAGCAGAGAGUAUGAGGAGACCCUGUGCUGGCCAUCGUACGCCUUUGUGCUGCCAAAUCUAUUUGAACAGCCAGAUGAUUUUAGAAAUUAUUUAGAAAAAGAUCUGAUUGAAACAUCGACGCUUAAACGGCUUGAAAAUUCUGGUUAG
This is a messenger RNA of Brugia malayi, 351 nucleotides long. RefSeq names its product OTU-like cysteine protease family protein. The record is from RefSeq and is a predicted model, not a curated record. The transcript is spliced from 3 exons. NCBI's taxonomy places the organism in Eukaryota, Metazoa, Nematoda, Chromadorea, Rhabditida, Onchocercidae. Bases 1 to 351 code for a protein of 116 amino acids.